Molecule: messenger RNA, 1068 nt
Organism: Fusarium vanettenii 77-13-4
Lineage: Eukaryota; Fungi; Ascomycota; Sordariomycetes; Hypocreales; Nectriaceae
Exons: 7
Coding region: 1-1068 (355 amino acids)
Source: RefSeq, a predicted model, not a curated record
AUGGCUUGGGUCCGCAACACAGCAGAGGGGACGACAACUGAUGGACCGAAGAUCACGGGUAUAACGACAGGGUUUACGGCUCUCUCGCUGUGCAUCGUUUGUCUGAGGCUCUAUGUGAGAGGGUUCUUGAUCAAGUCGUUUGGACACGAUGACUGGGUGAUUGUCAUUGCCUGGGUUGGUUUCUCUCUCCACUGUUUCAAAGAAACAACAUGGGGGCUGGGUCUCAAGAGCCUGGAUGACAUGCCUGAUGAGAAUGUCUACACCUUUGGCCUGGUGCAAUACAUAGGAGCACCAUUUUAUGUUAUCGGUAUCUAUGGCUUUAAAAUGAGUCUGCUUCUAUCGUACAUGCGUGUCUUCCCUGGCAACUACCGCAUUGCGACCAUUAUCGUCGCUGUCAUCAUCAGCAUGGCGCACAUUGCCUUUAUCUGUGUCUUUCUCUUUCUCUGCACUCCGAUUGCCAAGCAAUGGGAUCCGAGCAUCACAGGUGGCCACUGUGCAGACGCCGUGCCAUUCUAUCUCAGCUUUUCCGCGUUGACGAUUCUAUUCGAUGUCAUGGUCUUAGUCCUACCGUUCCCUGCCCUCCUGAAGUCUCAAAUCCAGCUUCGAAAAAAGAUUGUCCUUCUUGGCCUCUUCGGUCUCGGCAUAUUUGUCACCAUCGUCCAAGUCAUCCGAAUACAAACCAUCCAGAACUUGAAGAACUACCUCGACUCCUCGAAAGCCAUCCUAUGGUCAAUCAUCGAAACGAAUACGGGCAUCAUCAUCGCCUCUAUACCGACACUCUCUCCCCUUGUCAAGUACUUUGCCGAAAAGUCGAGAGCGGCCACUUCUUCGGCUUCAUACAAUUUGAACUCGCAGUAUGCUUUGCAGAGUUGGAAGAGCAAAAAGUCUGGCAUGAGGCCGCUUGGUAGUGGGGUUGAUCACGAAGCCCACGUCUCGACUGAAGCCCAUCUGGAUGACAGUACCGAGAACAUUCUCAUCAUGUCGCCCGGUAUCAGGAAGCAAACCAGUAUCAUAGUGGAGAGCAAAGAGGCUUCAACUACCUCGAGGAGAGACUCAUCUAGUGCUUAG